Messenger RNA from Anarrhichthys ocellatus (wolf-eel), 2958 nucleotides. RefSeq names its product delta(4)-desaturase, sphingolipid 2 (gene degs2). Bases 18 to 986 code for a protein of 322 amino acids. Gene Ontology annotation, biological process: sphinganine metabolic process; ceramide biosynthetic process. The record is from RefSeq and is a predicted model, not a curated record. Gene Ontology annotation, cellular component: membrane. The transcript is spliced from 3 exons. NCBI's taxonomy places the organism in Eukaryota, Metazoa, Chordata, Actinopteri, Perciformes, Anarhichadidae. Gene Ontology annotation, molecular function: sphingolipid delta-4 desaturase activity.
ACGGAGGCAGGUUAGUCAUGGGGAAGACAGGUGGAAGAGGCGACUUUGAAUGGGUCUACAAUGACCAGCCGCACACUUCGAGACGAAAAGAAAUUCUGGCCAAAUAUCCAGAGAUCAAGUCUCUGAUGGGUCCGGAUCCCCAGCUGAAGUGGAUAGUAUCGGGCAUGGUCCUAACCCAGCUCCUGGCCUGCUACCUGGUCCAUGACCUCUCCUGGAAGUGGAUCUUCUUCUGGGCUUAUGCCUUCGGAGGCUGCAUUAACCACUCCCUGACUCUGGCUAUCCACGACAUCUCUCACAACGUGGCCUUUGGCAACAAGCUGGCGAAGUGGAACCGCUGGUUUGCCAUGUGGGCCAACCUGCCCAUCGGGUUGCCUUACUCUGCUUCCUUUAAGAAGUACCACAUCGACCACCAUCGGUAUCUUGGUGGGGACCAACUGGAUGUUGACAUCCCCACAGACAUUGAGGGAUGGUUCUUCUGCACCUCGGCCAGGAAGGUCCUCUGGCUCUUCCUCCAACCCUUGUUCUACGCCAUUCGCCCAUUGGUGGUCAAUCCUAAACCAGUGGGUCAGCUGGAGAUCCUAAACGCAGCCGUUCAGCUCACCGUAGACUUCAUUAUCUACUAUCUAUGGGGGCUGAAGCCCAUUGUUUACCUCAUUGCAGGCUCUGUCCUGUGUUUGGGACUGCAUCCUAUCUCUGGACAUUUCAUAGCUGAGCAUUACAUGUUCCUGAAGGGACACGAGACAUAUUCCUACUAUGGAUCACUGAACCUGAUCACCUUCAACGUUGGGUAUCACAUGGAGCACCAUGACUUCCCGAGCAUACCUGGCAGUAAACUACCUCAGGUAAAGCAAAUUGCAGCAGAGUAUUACGACUCGCUGCCCCAACACACUUCCUGGAUUCGGGUGUUGUGGGACUUUGUGUUCGACGACAGCAUUGGCCCAUACGCCAGAAUCAAACGGGAGUACAAGCUAAGCAAGCAGAAAUAGAUCUGUGACUGAUUAUAUUUUCCUUUGAACUGAAAUGUGAAUUUCAGUCGUGAAAUAUGUAUGGACCCCAAUGAACUAUCCUUAUCCUCAUAUUGCAAUUAUAUUCCCUUCCGUAUGGUUGUCACCGUUAGUAAACUGUGUAACAUCUUAAAUAAGUCCUGUACUUGAGAUUCUGAAAGGCAGAUGAAUGUGCGUAUUUUAUUUGCAUACAUUCAAAGUGCAUGAAAAUGGGACGGUAAUUCAAAUGCAGCUAGUUGGUUUCCUUAUCUCACUAUUUAUUCAUGCCUGUAUUCCUGCCAUAAGCUGAUACUGUGAUGACAUUUCCUUCUAUCCAGAAGGCACUGAGAAAGGCAAAAUAAUGAUGAAAAGCUAAUAUUUCAACACAAAUAAAAUCCUCAUUUCCGUAGGCAAAGGUCCCAUACAUUCUCAUGAGGUUUACCAGAAAUGGCACAAACUGCUUUGUUUCCUGCCUACACAUAUUGCUGUACGUUUUCUAAAUUUCUGAAUGUGAGAAUCGAGGCACUGAACGCCUCUCGGAUGACUGAAUACAAUUUCAAAUCUCUCAUACAGAGCAGUGCUGAGGUGGAAAAUAAGCAUUGAAACUUACCUUUCAGUAAGAAGAGCCUUUCUACAGUGACGCCCCAUUCUGCAUGCUCGCAGCUUCAUUGUGCUGUAAACGGUUUGAUUACAUCUACAAAGAGUGGACAAAAUAACUGGAACAUGUUUAUAAUGCAAGAAAAGUAGUUAUUUAGAAAAUGCCAGUUGGAGUCUCAAAAUGUUUGGUGUUUUUUUUUAAACUGUCGCGCUAAAGUAACUCAGUGGUCAUUUCAUGUUGCUCUGCAAGUCUCUCAGUCAGCGUUAGUCUUUUUGUGAACACUGGUCCUACAGCAAAUCAACACUUGAAUUUAAAGACCGUUUUACCAAACUGAUAUUUACUACAGAGCUAUUGUAUUGUAAGUCGUUUCUGUUAUUUUGUCCACCCACUUAACUUGAUCUUAGUGUUGUGAUUGAUAAUCGUGAUCUUUGUUGUUUCUAUUUAAAUGACUGUACUAUAUAUAACAGUAAAAGAUCUUUGUAAGAACAACCUAAUAUAAAGAAUGUGACUUUGUUUUGUGGUUGAUUCUCCUUUCCAUGUAAACUUUCUAGACCACACACACACACACACACACACACACACACACACACACACACACACACAGCAGGAUAAUGUGUAGAUGGUUGACACGUCUAUUGUUUGAAUGAAUUUACUUCCAGCUUUUAAAUUAGAACGUAUUUGAGAGAGGACAGAGUGGAUAGAAUGCAACAACCAAUAUUGAACCAAAUCCUUUCUGCAAAGACACAUUUAGCUACCAUCACAUAGGCCUACCAUUCACUUUCUGCACAUUCUUAUCUGGUAAGAUUUGCACAUUGCCAUAGCAACCCCCCCCCCCACAUUGCUACCAUUAUCAAGUUCAACAUCUCAUAUAUAGAAGGGGGAAUCUUCAUGGAAACAAACCACAUUGAUAAAUGUACCACCGUUUGUAUUUUUUCUUUUUUUCAAAAUCAAAUAAAUUCAUAGAGAUGGGGUUUCAUGCAUACUUGGGAGGUUCACAAAGUAUAGGAUGUAGUACUACAUUGUUUUAUAUCUACGUAAAACCAGGUGGCACAUUUACAGUUAUCGGCCUGUUUUGUGAGGAAUCCCCAAGUUUCAAUGAUCUCGCACAUAUGAACAGGUAGAGACAUGAACCUCGGUCACACUGGAGUUAUACAGACUGUUGUGUGUUAUCUGGUCAAUUGCCAAACAUCAUUUGCUCAUCUGCGAUGCGUUAAUCCUCGGAUCUGGAGGAAAGAGGUAUUUUAAGUAGCUAAUUGUGGCGAAAACAAGAUGUUUUCCAACAUCUCUGGAGAGAAUAGGUUACAAACACAACACCAGUAUGAACAAAGUCAUGAAAAGCCUGUUUUUUUGUUUUGUUUUUUAAAAUAUGCCAGUCGA